Ostreobium quekettii is the source of this 1038-nucleotide messenger RNA. NCBI's taxonomy places the organism in Eukaryota, Viridiplantae, Chlorophyta, Ulvophyceae, Bryopsidales, Ostreobiaceae. The record is from the annotation of a GenBank genome assembly.
AUGGACCGGUCCGGCAACUACGGUGCCAGGGGCGGGUCCCGCCGGAACGGGGAGAUUGGGCCCGGGGGGAGGUACCAGCUGGGGAAGAACCUGAACGAGGGUCACUUCGGCAAGGUCAAGCUGGCGUAUGACAAGGUCAAGGACAAGUACGUGGCGAUCAAGUUCAUACCCAGGGGGCCGCAGGUGACCGAGUACGUGGAACGCGAGAUCCUGAACCACCGGACCCUCUGCCAGACGCACAUAAUUGCGUUCAAAGAGGUUUUUGUUACUGACCUCCAUCUGUGCAUCGUCAUGGAGUAUGCAGCAGGUGGUGACAUGCACCAGUUCAUUGGAAAGCACAAGUGCCUACCUGAGCAGUGUGCAAGGUGGUUCUUCCAGCAGCUGAUGAUCGCCAUCCAAUAUUGCCACUUGCGGGAUGUCGUCAAUAGGGACAUCAAACUGGAGAAUAUACUUCUGGAUCGUGAAGAGAGGCUGCUGAAGGUGUGCGAUUUUGGCUUCAGCAAGGGCGGUGACGAUUCUGAGCCCAAGACGUGUGUGGGGACACCCAGCUACCUGGCUCCUGAAGUCCUGAGGAAUGGUGUGCACAAGAAGCGAUAUGACGGCAAGCGGGUGGACAUCUGGACAUGCGGAGUGUGUCUGUUCGUCAUGCUGUAUGGCUACUAUCCUUUUGACGAUCCCUAUGACGACUCGCCAGAGAAGACAAAGAAGAUGCUUGCAAGAAUUGCUGGAGGCAAAGUGGAGAUCCCCCACCAGCAGUUCAGGCCAAAUGGGGUGAGCCGUGAGGCCGUCACCAUCACAGAGGAGUGCCGCAACUUGCUGGCAGGCAUCCUCGAAGCCAACCCUGCCAAGAGGAUGUCCAUGGAUCAAAUAAUGCACCAUCCCUGGUUCCAGAGGGACCUCCCAGUAGGGGCCCUAAAGUACAACGAGGGCGUUGAUCAGAUCGACGAGAGUACCAUUGCAAGAUUGAAGGGCCUGCAGAGCGUCAAAGAGAUCAAGGCCAUUGUUCAAUAUGCCAGGACGCCAGGGAAUGCAAGCUAG